AUGUACAGCGGAAGUAGAAAACACCAGCACGAGCACAAGCAACGAACGGAGGAGGAUGAGGAGGAGGAGGAGGAGGAGGAGGAGGAGGAGGAGGAGGAGGAGGAGGAGGAGGAGGAGGAGGUGGUGGAGAAGGAGGAGGAGGAGGAGGAGGAGGAGGAGCAGGAGGAGCAGGAGGAGGAGGAGGAGGAGGAGGAGGAGGAGGAGGAGGAGGAGGAGGAGGAGGAGGAGGAGGAGGAGGAGGAGGAGGAGAACGAGGAGGAGAAUUUCAAGGAGGAGCAGGACGAGGAGGAGAAGGAAGGGGACGAGGAGGAGCAAGACGAGGAGGAAGAGGACGAGGAGAACGAUGAGGAACCCAUAUACCUCGCUCAUUGCACCAAGUCCCUCAUUCCAACAGGUUCAUCCUGCCUCUCCUACCUUUCCUUCCUCUCAAUCUCUCCUUCCCUUCUGUCCCGUUCUUCCUCUUCCCACCCCUCUUUCUUCCCCUCAACAAAUGACGAUGAGGAGGACGAGUUCCCGUUCGUCCCCACCCUCAAUCAUAGCUUCGUUCUCCUUGGCACUCCUUGCCUUGUUCCCACCUCUCCUCCACAACCCUCUUCCUCCCAUCACUUCCUCUCUUCUCCGAAUCCCUUCUCUUCCUCCCCUCCAGGUGACGAGGAGAACGAGUUUGGGCUCAACCAGAGGGCGGGCGCUGCUGAUGUGGCGCUGGCAAUCAUUGCGCAGGCGCAUGCUUCCUGGCAGCUUCUCACCGAGGACAGCCCGCCGUGUCUCUCCCCCUGGAGCCCCAUCAACCUCGUGCUCUCCGCGCGCGCGUUCUUCGCGGCUCAUGGCGCAAAUACACUGAUCACCAAGUCCCCCCUCUCUCCCCUUCCCCCAACCAGCACCGUCCCCCGGUUUUCCGGGACUCUGGAUAUUGACGACGCCGCUGACGUGGAUCUGCGCAGCAGCAGCGGCGGGGAAGGGCGGGGAGGGGGAAGCGCUGGAGACGUUAAGCUGGCUGGUGCCAGCAUUCCUCGCCGCAUCACGUUAAGCUGGCUGGUGCCAGCAUUCCUCGCCGCAUCGCUGCUCACUGCCUUCCUCCUGCUGCUACUCAUCGUUAGCCUCUCUGCCUCCGCCAAGGCAAAUCUGCAGGCCAACAGCGUCAACAACGUCUUCUUCUGUGCCUUCCAUGUCAGUCAGCUGCCCUUCUUGCCAGUCAGCUGCCCUUCUUGCCAGUCAGCUGCCCUUCUUGCCAGUCAGCUGCCCUUCUUGCCAGUCAGCUGCCCUUCUUGCCAGUCAGCUGCCCUUCUUGCCAGUCAGCUGCCCUUCUUGCCAGCUAUGUCGACGUUUUCCAACACAGGGGCGGCACUGCUGAACGAUAACCUAAUGGGGUUCGUGAGGGCGCCAGCUCUGGUCAUCGUCACGUCGGUCUUCAUUCUCAUUGGCAAUACCAUCAUGUACCCGCCCACGCUGCGAGCCCUCCUGCUUCUGCUCCGGCACUUCUCACGAGGAGAGAAAAGGUUCGUCUACUCCUACCUUCUCGUGCACCCACGCAAGUGCUACACGCACCUCUUCCCACCGCGCUCCACCGUGAUGCUCGUGCUAACAGUGCUCGCGUUCAAUCUCACGGAGUUUGUCUUCUUCUGUGCCACUGACUGGACCUCGCCUGCCAUUGACGGCUUCACCAGUGAGUUGCAUGUGGACUGCGGGCGGGACCAAGGCAAGUUCUGUUCCAAGUCCCUGCGAAUGAGUGAGAACUUGUGGGAUGGGGAGGGGUGUGGGGGAUGGGGAGGGGUGUGGGGGAUGGGGAGGGGUGUAGGGGACGAGGCAGACGUCAAGGGAGCAGAGGGAGGUUCAAGGGAGCAGAGAGAGGUGUAUGACGACGAGGACAUUGGGGUGUUCUGGCAAGAUCUGCAGGGGGGGGUGUUGGACCACGGGGUGUUCACCCAGGGCAGAGGGCUGCUCCUGCGCGAUUCAGCGAUGCUCUUCAUGGCUCUGCUGGUGAUCUGCCUCAUAGAGAGCGCCAACAUCACCAACGACAUCUCCAACUUCAACAUCUUUAACAUCGCCUUUGAGCUCAUCAGUGGAUACGGCAAUGUGGGUCUCUCCCUGGGCUACACCUGUCCACCUGAAGCUGGCCCCAGCUGUGUCUCCCCUCCUUACAGCUUCUCUGGCGUGUGGGGCCCUUGGUCGAAGCUGGUGCUCGUGCUCAUGAUGCGGCUCGGAGUUUUUCUCUUAGAUGACUCGGAACAAAGUCAUGUUUCUCUCUCCUUUCCACGUACCCCUUUUGCUCCCCACAGGCGUGUGGAGCCCUUGGUCCAAGCUGGUGCUCGUGCUCGUGAUGCUGCUGGGUGUGUGUGGAGCCCUUGGUCCAAGCUGGUUCUCGUGCUGGUAAUGCUGCUGGGCCGCCACAGAGGCCUGCCUGACAACAUCGACGCUGCCAUCUCCCUCCCCAACCGCAACCAGUUCAUUCCUGAACCACCUGCACUGCCUGCCCCACCUUCUGCAUCUGCUGUAUCUGCCGUCCCUGUUGUCGCACCUUGCAUGCGUUCCACGUGUGCACCAAGGUGA
This is a messenger RNA of Closterium sp. NIES-65, 2547 nucleotides long. Lineage: Eukaryota; Viridiplantae; Streptophyta; Zygnematophyceae; Desmidiales; Closteriaceae. The record is from the annotation of a GenBank genome assembly.